UAGUGGUACCGUUUUAUCAUGCUUACGGAUUGGGCUUGCUGUUACUCGGUCUUUUCGCGAACUGUACCUUGAUCAUAAUGCCGACCUUCGAGCCGCAACUCUUCCUAACUUUGGUGCAGGAAUAUAGGAUUACCUAUCUGCCGGUGGUGCCGCCAAUCGUGACGUUUCUGGCGAAACACCCACUGGUAGAUAAGUACGACUUUUGCAGCGUGAGAGAACUUCUGUCCGCAGCGGCACCACUUUCAAAGAAUAUUGUAACUGCGGUGAAGGCUCGCACCGGCAUAAAAUGCCUUCGCAACGGCUACGGCAUGACGGAGUCGUCGUUUACGAGCAAUGUGAGCGGACGCGACGAUGAUGAUGACGA
This is a messenger RNA of Wasmannia auropunctata (little fire ant), 364 nucleotides long. Its product is annotated as 4-coumarate--CoA ligase 1-like. NCBI's taxonomy places the organism in Eukaryota, Metazoa, Arthropoda, Insecta, Hymenoptera, Formicidae. Gene Ontology annotation, molecular function: CoA-ligase activity. The annotation marks the transcript as partial. The record is from RefSeq and is a predicted model, not a curated record. The transcript is spliced from 2 exons.